AUGUCUCGGACACUCACGGCGGAUACGGGGCAACGCGACCAGCCUCGGCACAGGUGCACGUGGCAGCAUGCGGUCUGGCUGCUUCGCCAACAUGCCUCCACCCCAGCUGAUGCUUCGCAGUACAGCUCUGCUGUCAACGUCUGCAGCAAGGCAUCUUGUUGGCAACAGGCUCUCUUGGUCUUCAGCGAGAUGUCGCAGCGCGGACUCCAGCUCACAACAGUGACCUACAAUGCGACCAUCGAUGCCUGCGGCAGGGCCAAGCGGUGGCAAGCGGCUGUCUCGCUGUUUGCAGCUCUCCAGUGCGGCAAGGUUCAGGCCAGCAUCGUCUCUUACAGCACUCUGGUGAGCGCCUGUGGGCGUGCGGGCGCAUGGGGGGUGGCGCUCGGCAUCUUGGAGGAGGCAGAGACCUCAUCGACGGCCCCGAAUGUGAUUACCUACAAUGCGGCAGCCAGCGCUCUUGAGAAGGCCGGGGAGUGGCAGCUCGCGGUGCAGCUACUGGGUCGUAUGGAAGGGGGAGGUCUGCAGGGCGACGAAAUCACCAUGAAAUCGGUCAUGGGCGCGUGCGCCCGGGCCGGCGAAUGGGAGCUGGCGCUGUUCUUCUUCGCGAGCCUCGAUUCGCGGGGCCUGCGGCCCAAUGCCUUCCACUACACCACGGCGGUCCAGGCGUGCGCGACGGCCGCAGCAUGGACCAGAGCUUUGGCAAUCUUCGAGGCUGUCACCUCCCAGCUGCCACCGGCUUCUGGGACUUACUCCGCUGCUAUCACGGCGUGCGGACGGGCCGAGAAGUGGGAGAUGGCGCUGUGCCUGUUCAGGGAAGCCCAGCUUCAUGUGGAGGCCUCCCAGGUCAUCGCCAAUGCGGCGAUCGGCGCUUGCAGCCGAGGUCAGCAGUGGCAGCAAGCCGUGUCCGUGCUGGCCGGCAUGGCAGGGGACGCGCUUGUGACGGACAUCAUCAGCUACAACGCUUGCAUCAGCUCCUGUGAGGGCAGCCAACACUGGCAGCGGGUCCUGGACCUUCUGCAUGCAGCUCGGGCUCAGACGCUGCGGCCGACGGCAAGCACCUACAGCGCAGGAGUGACGGUGUGCGGGGCUGCAUCUCGCUGGGUGGAGGCGCUGUUACUGCUGCAGGCGAGCCUCGUCGUCUUCAACGCCGCGGUCGCCGCUUUGGGACGCGCAGCGGCCUGGUCCCAGGCGCUGUCUUUGCUUCACCAUGCGGCGAGUCACCUCGAGGUGGACGUAAUCACAUAUAAUGCCGCCGUCACGGCCUGCGAGGGCGCGGCGGAGUGGCAGCAGGAUGUGAUUUCCUACAAUGCAGCCAUGAGUGCCUGCGAGAAGGCCGAGGAAGUGGGACGCAUUGCAGCCUUGAGUUCGCCCAAUGUGGAUGAGGAGGAGGCGAGCGAGGACAAGGCCCAGUUCAACGAAGCUGAAGCUGUUGCAGACGACAUUUCGCGGACGGCGUGCCAUCGUGUGCAAAUCGACUACAGCGAUGGGUGGGGUGAAGAGGUGAGGCGCUUCAUGCAAGGCAAGUCUGAAGACUCUGUUUUGGUUCACGAUCGGCAUGGUCAAGCCAGAAGCAUCUUUGCUGCCAGUGACGACAUUCCCGGUGAACCCGACUUUCCCCUCACUUUGGUGUACACACAGGCAUGGAGGGCGCGGUAUUCGAUAGCUUCGUCAGCAGACGACAUGGAGGAUGGUGGGCAAGCACAGAAAGAUCUACGUCUCAAGCUCGACUACUUCAAGGGCAUGGUGGCCAUGUACGAGGAUGUGAAGUAUGUGGUCAGGCGCAAAGACGUGGACAUAGACAGGACUUACAGAAAGCUUUCCUCCAACGGUAAGAUUUUGGCUGACUCGGUGUAUGAGAAGAUGACUCGACUUCUCGACCACGUGGAGGCACAGAUCUACCGAGUCCUUGGGAUCGAGGACUCAUGGUUUGGUGUGCAAAUUCUUCAAACCAAACGGUGGCUUCUCGAACAUCCGAUCAAAACAGUGUCUGGUAUCGGUACGCUUACCGCGGUUGUCUCCGGCGCUCUUGGCCUUCUCUGCCACUUGGGGCAUCAUAUCUUCUUCGAUGCCCACUUGGUGUCGGCACCUUUGAGUCUCCCUGCGAUGUUCGGAACAGGUGCCGUUAUGGGUUUCGCAGCGGGAUGUCUCAUCGCUCUGGGCUUGUACUUCCUUCUGACAACAGACUGCUUUGAGUUCCUCACAGACACGUCCAAAAGCGAGAUUGACCGAAUCAGUUCAGUCGUGGACACUAUGAUGGGGCUCUCAGACGAGCAGUUCGUGAAGUGCCUCGACGACUUGAUGGAGAGUUGUGCCAACUUGUCGCAGGCAGUUCCUCAUCACGAAGAUCGGCACUGUUGUGUGUGCCUAGAGAGUGGUCUCUCUGUCACAGCGCCAGUCAAGGCUCCACGGUGCAAAGGUUCCCAUUUCAUGUGCAAGUCGCACUGGAAGGAUUACGCUAGCAGCAUCUACGGCAAGAACAACAUCUGUCCGCAGUGCCGUGUGUGA
Messenger RNA from Symbiodinium sp. CCMP2592, 2505 nucleotides. The record is from the annotation of a GenBank genome assembly. NCBI's taxonomy places the organism in Eukaryota, Dinophyceae, Suessiales, Symbiodiniaceae.